AUGAGAAUUUCUACAGUCUAUUUGCUGUUUUACUUUUUUGCUAAAAUCAAGGCAUUACUGUCGCAAGACGAAGAGGAUGAUGAAGAUUGCUUUGAGCUUUCCAUUUCGGUUUCGGACGAUUUUGACGUUGUUACGGAGUAUACCACUGAAUCGUGUUCUUCAACUACAGAUGCUACCUUCACUCCAACCUCAGAUGAUGGCUACGAUGUUGUUACUGAAUACACUACUGAAUCAUGCUCUACUUCAAAUACGGACGCUACCCUCACUACAAUCUCAGAUGAUGGUUACGAUGUUGUUACUGAGUAUACCACCGAAUCAUGCUCUACCACAAGCUCUGAAACAAGUUCUUCUGUCGAAGCUACCUUAACAAGCGCUUCUACUGAUACUACUUCUUCUACUGCACAAAGUUCUUCUUCUAUUGAAGCAAGCUCUUCUACUGAAACCAGUUCGUUUACUGAUAUUAAUUCUUCUACGGAAGAAAGUUCUUUCACUGAUGUUACUUCUUCUUUCGAAACGAGUUCUUCUACUGAAGAAAGUUCUACAGAAACAAGCUCUACUGAUAUUACUUUAGCAAGUUCUUUGGGUUCUAGCUCGAUAGUUUCUUCUCAAACUUCUUCAAUCUCUGGAAGAUCAUCUAGUGAAGUUGCUUUGAUCACAAGCUCAAAUAUUUCCCAAACAAGUUCUUACGAAAGUACAACAUCAGAUACCACUGAAGGUAAAAUUUCAUCUCCUACCAGCUCAAGUUAUGAAAUAAGUUCUUCUACUGAUAUGUCCAGUAUUUCGUCAGAGGCUGAUUCCACCACUACUACAGAUGACCACGAUGUUGUGACCGAGUAUACCACCGAAUCCUGCUCUACCUCAAGCUCUCAAAUAACUUCAUCCUCUGAAUUGACUUCAUCUACAUCUUCUAAGUUGACCUCUUCUGAAGUGAGCUCCUCUAAGUAUUCUGACUCAGCUGCAACUCCCUUCUCAACUCUUGUACUUUCUUCUUCUGUUGUUCUCUCGAGCUCUCUGGAAAAAGUGUCUUCUACUGAAGCUACAUUUUCCUCAGCUGCUUCCUCAACUGCUUUAUCAGCUGCUUCAUCUUCUGUUACUCCAACUGCUAAUGAGCAGCUGUCAAGUAUCCUUGAAUCUUCAAAAACAGCCGAGUCUAACCCUACUGACGCUCCCACCACCCCCGUUCCAUCUACAUACUCCUCAAGAAGGACUACUAGCGAUACAUCGUCUUCUUUAGUUUCUUCAGCUGGUACUUCAACACCCAUAAAGUCAAGUGAAACCCAAACAGCUAGCAUUCCAGUGGAUGUUGUAACAAGUUAUUAUUACGAAGGUUUCUCGACAGAUGAAAGCUCAACGAAGGUAUCCACAACACCCUCUAUCGUCCCUAGCUCUAAAUUUUCUAGCAUCGCCUCUACCAAUAGCCAAGGUACUGCUACAACAGAGACAACUCAUACUUCAUACUUCACAGAAGAAUGUUCCAAUUGUGCAAGCUCUCCGAAAUCUUUCAACGAAAUAACUAAACCAGCUCCCUCGGGAACUAAUCAAAGGGAGAGCACUCAAUUGACUUCUCUGAGUUACCUUGAAACAAGUUUAGAGCUGUCUGGGACUUUGACUUCUUCGGUUGAAAGUGAGACCAGUGGUUUCACCUCACCAGUGGAUAUCUUUUCCACAUCACUUCAAUCAGAACCAGAGGCUACUUACACUAUCACCGUUGUUUCUGGGUCAACAGUAACUAUAGAGUGUAGUACCACUGCACCUGCCUCUUCUACUGAAGUUGGUAACUCCGAGGAAACGGGAACCGUCACCGAAGCAAGAAGCACUACCACGAACUUUACUUCAAUUGAAGGGUCUUCUGCCUCACCAAGCCCUAGUAUGGAAGCUUCCAGCUUCUCUUUGCCAAUGCUGUCUGAGCUGGCCUCUUCAACUCCUCUGUUAUCCUCUCUCUAUGAAGGUUCUUCACCCAAAGUCCACAAGGGAAGCUUCAAAUUUUAUAUGCUCUUGGUGCUCACCUUCUUUAUUUAA
This is a messenger RNA of Hyphopichia burtonii NRRL Y-1933, 2019 nucleotides long. RefSeq lists its product as uncharacterized. The transcript has a single exon. Bases 1 to 2019 code for a protein of 672 amino acids. Lineage: Eukaryota; Fungi; Ascomycota; Pichiomycetes; Serinales; Debaryomycetaceae. The record is from RefSeq and is a predicted model, not a curated record.